Terrapene triunguis (Three-toed box turtle) is the source of this 718-nucleotide messenger RNA. RefSeq names its product adhesion G-protein coupled receptor G1. The annotation marks the transcript as partial. The transcript has 5 exons. Gene Ontology annotation, cellular component: membrane. NCBI's taxonomy places the organism in Eukaryota, Metazoa, Chordata, Testudines, Emydidae. The record is from RefSeq and is a predicted model, not a curated record. Gene Ontology annotation, biological process: adenylate cyclase-activating G protein-coupled receptor signaling pathway; cell surface receptor signaling pathway. Gene Ontology annotation, molecular function: G protein-coupled receptor activity; heparin binding.
AUGGUGCCCGGCAGCUGUCACUCUCCCACGCUGGCAUCACGGGCUUUCCAUCUCUUUCAGGACCAGAACAGCAGCAGGGUGCUCGGUGAAAAGGUGAUUGGCAUCACCGUGGGGAACACCUCCGUAUCGGGCCUCCCACAGGACGUGGUCCUCAAAUUCUUUCAUGUCCAGCUACCGAGGAACGUGACUCCACAGUGCGUGUUCUGGGACGUGAACUCCAGCCCUGGCCAAGGCAGCUGGAAAAGUGAUGGCUGUGAAACAGAGACGGGUAAUAACCAGACAGUCUGCCGUUGCAACCACCUCACCUAUUUUGCUGUGCUGAUGAUGUCCUCUCCAGAGAUAGAUUACAUCCACAAGGAGUACCUGACGAUUAUCACCUACAUUGGCUGCAUUGUCUCAGCUGUGGCUUCCCUCUUCACCAUCUUCUUCUUCUGCUGCUUCAGGAGGAAGCACAGAGACGGCACCGUAAACAUCUACAUUCACAUGAACCUGCUGGGGGCCAUCUUCCUGCUGGACGUGAGCUUCCUCAUCACUGAGCACUUGGCCUACAUCGGCAGCGAGGCAGCCUGCAAAGCCAGCGGCAUGUUCCUGCACCUCUCUCUGCUGUGCUGCCUGACCUGGAUGGGCAUUGAGGGCUACAAUCUCUACAGGCUGGUGGUGGAGGUCUUCAACACCUACGUGGAGCACUUCAUUCUCAAGCUCUGCCUGGUGGGCUGGG